Molecule: messenger RNA, 1812 nt
Organism: Anopheles coustani
Lineage: Eukaryota; Metazoa; Arthropoda; Insecta; Diptera; Culicidae
Product: glucose dehydrogenase [FAD, quinone]-like
Exons: 2
Coding region: 1-1812 (603 amino acids)
Molecular function (GO): flavin adenine dinucleotide binding; oxidoreductase activity, acting on CH-OH group of donors
Source: RefSeq, a predicted model, not a curated record
AUGCUGUCGGUGGCCCUUCUGGACCGCGAACGGCUCAAAGAUCUGACGGAGAUGCUCUCGGAGAUCAACGAUAUUGACUAUGGAAAUCCGCAGCUGCACGAUUCGUACGAUUACGUGAUCGUCGGAGCGGGACCGGCCGGGUGUGUGCUUGCCAAUCGGCUCUCGGAGGAUCCGUCCGUGUCGGUGUUGCUGCUUGAGAUUGGCCGAGGUGAGCGUCCGGCCUUCUCGGAGCCACCCCUGCUCGGGCCUAUGCUCGCAUCGACGGACUACAACUUUGGGUACGUGACGGAACCGCAGAAGUACGGGUGCCUUGGGCUAACCGGACGUCGCUGUAACUGGGCGCAUGGACGCGGUGUUGGAGGCUCGUCGAUCAUCAACAACGUCAUCUACACGAGAGGCAAUCGGCGAGACUUUGACAACUGGGCGCGAGCGGGGAUGGAGGGUUGGAGCUGGGACGAGGUGCUUCCUUACUAUCGGAAGAUCGAGCGUGCGAAUAUUCGGGACUUCGAGAACAAUGGUGCACACGGGAAGGACGGACGCGUGUCGGUGGAAGAUUGUCCGUUCCGGUCGGAUGUAUCCAAGGCGUUCGUGGCAAGCGCAGCCGAGUCAGGAUAUCCCUACCUUGACUACAACGCUGGAGACAACCUGGGCGUUUCGUUCCUGCAAGCUCACACGAAGCGAGGACAUCGUGUCACGGGAGGAACUACUUACCUGAAGGAUGUCUACCACCGUCCCAACUUGCACGUUUCAACCCGCUCGUGGGUCAUCAAGAUCCUGUUCGACGAAGCCAAGAAAGAAGCCGUUGGAGUUCGGUUCACGAAAAACAAACGGUACCACACGGUAAAGGCUCGGCGGGAACUGAUCAUCUCCGCCGGCGCCUUCGAAACGCCCAAGCUGCUGAUGAACUCCGGCGUGGGACCAGCGGCGCACCUGGCACAGCACGGCAUCAAGGUGCUCCAGGACCUCCCCGUGGGUCGCCGCAUCUACGAGCACGGAGGUGUGUUCGGGCCGAUCUUCAUCGUGCGGAACGUGCCGGCGAUCGAGCAAAACCUGAUCAGCCUCGAGCAGGUCGUCACGCUGGACGAAAUCUUGCGUUUCCGUAACGGAACCGGUCCGCUGACGUCGAACUCGAUCGAGAGCCUGCUGUACGUGAAGUCGCCCGUAGCCGCCGACCCCGACCCGGACAUGCCGGACGUCGAAGUGAUGCAGUCGUUCACCUCAUUCAGCUUCGACUCGUCGACCAGCACGCGCUUCGCCUACCAUCUGCCGGACGCGCUGUUUCGCGAGUACUACGGACCGCUCGUCGGCACGCGCAACUUCAUGUUCCUGCCGAUGCUGCUCAAACCGCACACGGUCGGGCGGCUCGAGCUGAAGUCGCGCAACCCGUUCCACCAUCCGCUGUUCCGCUAUCAGUACUUCGAGGACGAGCGUGACGUGGAGGCGCUGGUGUACUCGAUCAAGGAGGUGCUGCGCAUCAUGCAGGCCGAGCCUUUCCGGCGCCUUGGCGUUGAGCAGUACACGCGGCCAGUUCCGGGCUGCCAGCACCUGACGUUCAACUCGGACGACUAUUGGCGGUGCCACGUGCGCACGCUGACCACUACCUUCGAGCACCAGGUGUCCACUUGUCGCAUGGGCCCAGCGGGAGACCCGGAGGCGGUGGUCGAUUCACGGUUGCGCGUUCGCGGCAUCCGACGACUGAGGGUGGCCGACGUGAGCAUCAUUCCCGAGCCACCGAGCGCGCAUACUUGUGCCAUGAGUUACCUCAUUGGAGAGAAAGCUGCCGACAUGAUCAAGGAAGACAAUGGGUAUUAA